AUGCCCAAUAGACUCAAGACCAUAGCAAUUGUCAACGGUACAGGUCGUCAGGCUGCGUCGGUCAUUCGGGCAGUCGCAGCUGUCGGCUAUGCCGUCCGGGCCCAUGUCCAUUCAUUGAAAGGCCUGGUGGCUGAGGAGCUCGCCGACUUACCCAAUGUCAGGUUGUUCGAGGGACCCUUGCUGAACAACCAGGUCCUCAUCGACACUGUGUUUGAAGGUGCUCAGAUUGCCUUUAUCAACACCAACCCUUUGGGUGGCGAUGAGAUCAAAAUCGGCAAGGCACUGGCCAAUGCGGCUAAGAAGCGCAACAUACAACACUUCAUAUACAGCAGCAUGCCCGAUCAUUCAAUUCACAAUCCACGCUGGCCGGCACUUCCCCAGUGGGCAUGCAAGUUCACGGUGGAAAAUUACAUUCGACAGCUUGGACUCCCUGCGACCUUUGUCUAUGCUGGAAUCUACAACAACAAUUUCACCAGUCUACCAUACCCAUUGUUCUGCAUGGACUUCAAGGACGAUGGAACUCUGGAAUGGCGAGCACCUUUCCAUCCCGACACCAAAUUGCCCUGGCUAGAUGCUGAGCACGAUGUUGGGCCAGCUGUCUUGCAGAUUUUCAAGGAUGGACCCGGUAAAUGGAAUGGACACAGGUACGUUACCGCGAGUUUUUCCUCUACAACAACCCUUGAUCCUGGGUCACAUGGGGUCGGGCUGAUCAUAACCAUUUUUGACGGGAUCAAGGUGGUAAGCAACAUGAGCAAAGAACUUGGGUCUAACAGUUGGAUUUGUUCUAGGAUUGCUCUUGCCUUUGAGAUGCUCACCCCGUUGCAAGUUUGUCAGGCAUUUGAAAAGGCGUUGGAUCGACCCUGUAAAUAUGUCUUCAGUAAACGGAUCGAGAUCAAGGUACCCAUCCCCAACGGAUAUAGAGAGCAACUUGCUGGAAUCGAAAUUCUGUUUGGUGAAUACAAUGCGCCGUACUUUCCGGGCCCGGAUUUCGAAUACGAUACAAGGCGCAAGGGCAGCAACGACACGAUUACGGGAAAAAGCAGCACCGAGGCAUCUCGCAAAACCAAAGCUGGCAAACUCACAGACGAAGCGCGAUCCCUUUGGCCACCGUAUAGAUCCAUCUACGAAUAUGCGAAAGAGGCAUUUGUCAUUGAGGAGGAGGCCAACGGGAAAACUUGGAUGAUCGAUAAAAGUGUCAGCACUUGA
Fonsecaea monophora is the source of this 1206-nucleotide messenger RNA. RefSeq lists its product as hypothetical. Lineage: Eukaryota; Fungi; Ascomycota; Eurotiomycetes; Chaetothyriales; Herpotrichiellaceae. The coding region runs from base 1 to 1206 and encodes 401 amino acids. The record is from RefSeq and is a predicted model, not a curated record. The transcript has 2 exons.